Messenger RNA from Danaus chrysippus (African queen), 249 nucleotides. NCBI's taxonomy places the organism in Eukaryota, Metazoa, Arthropoda, Insecta, Lepidoptera, Nymphalidae. The record is from the annotation of a GenBank genome assembly.
AUGGGACGCCGCAAAUCGAAAAGAAAGCCUCCACCGAAACGAAAAGCUAUAGAACCUCUCGACCAACAAUUUAAUUGUCCUUUCUGUAACCACGAAAAGUCAUGUGAAGUUAAAAUGGAUCGAGCGAGAAAUACAGCAAGAAUUCAAUGUCGAGUAUGCUUAGAAGACUUCCAAACAACAACUAAUGUUUUAUCAGAACCCAUCGAUGUUUAUAAUGAUUGGGUGGAUGCCUGUGAAACUGCAAAUUAA